Messenger RNA from Effrenium voratum, 844 nucleotides. The record is from the annotation of a GenBank genome assembly. Lineage: Eukaryota; Dinophyceae; Suessiales; Symbiodiniaceae.
CCAUUGUUGCCGUUGUUUGGCCCAUGCCAUGGAUUUGUGUUGGAUGUGCGCCGGCGUCGACAGCCAGAGCUGCGCUGUUUGCCAGGGCGCUGGCACACAGGCCCAACAUGCUGGCCAACAUCCUUCACAUCGGCCGCGCGAACCAAAAAAGGCGUUCAGCCAGAUGGUAGCGGAGGUGCCCAAGAAAACAGAAGAUCCCGCUCCGGCUGCAAAGACCUCGGCCAAGAGCGCGAAGACUUCAGAGAAACAGGCGCAAGCGGCCCGGCGCCUCGAUGCGCACAUGGCCGCCUUGGAAAAGAUGAUGGCGGAGCAGAGCGCGGACAAGCCCGAGCUGGGAAAGAGGUGGGAAGCGCCGGGAUACCCCGCGGUGACAGCUCCUUGGGUUCCCCCCGCGCCACCAGCGCCAGCGCCAGUGCCGGCGGCGCAACCGGCGCCGGCGGGCAGCGCCAUGCUGGCGAAUCUGCAUUUCCAUCUGCGGAAGCACGCAGGCCAAGCUGAAGGCAUGGAGAGCAAGGAGACGCGGCACAAGGAGCCCGAGCCGUGCCCGAGCUUGGAAUCUGUGCUGGAUGAAAUCGACGCUGGGGAUGAUUGCACCUUUGAGGAGUUGGGCUUCUUGGCUCCGCUUACCCAAGCACACCAGAAAGCAUUGCUUUUUGGCUUCACCCAGGUCGCACAGCAACCGCACCAGCGCCUGUGAAGCCCUGCGACCAGCUUUCCGCGCUGAUUCAGCAGACGACGUCCCUGGAUGCAGAGAGCUUGAAGCCAAACCACGCGGUGCCGAGCACAAGUUCUCAGUUUGCUUCACGGCCGGCAAAGUGGCGACGGCCGAAGGGCCGGUUUGGGG